GGCCCCCUCGCUGCUGCUCGGCGCUCUCGAGAGACAGGUGGUCCUGCUUAGCCGCGCGGCGGCCAGGCACCCGCCCGCGCCUGCCGCCCCCGCCGUCGAGUGCCGGAGGCUCUCCACGGGCAGCGGGGGUUCGUCUGGUUCUGCGGCGGCGGGGCGCGAGGGCGGCUGCCGGGUGCCGCGCGAGGCGCGGACGGCGUGGGCGUGGGAGGUGCAGCGCCGCAUCACGCUGUUUCACACGGACUGGCGCGCACCGUUCCUCCCGCACGACGGCGAGGCCAGAUGGCGCUGGCUGGACGCCGCGUAUCGGAGGCACCCGUGGGUCGCCGGGACCUUGGACGCCAGCGCCGCGGCUGACAGGCCGCCGCUGCGGGCGCCUGGCAGCUGGGCCUGCGACGAUGCCGGCUGGGUUGUGGCCACCCUGGGGCAGCCCUGCGGCGAGGGCCAGGCCGCCGCCAGCAUGGGGGGCUGGGGCGGCGCCGAGUUCUCGGAACCAGCGCGCGGAGGCGGCCACGAACCGCCGGACGCCCUCGCGCCGCACGGCGCAGGCGCGCACGACGAGGAGGGCUGGCAGUACGCCGUGGACUUCUACCUGUCGGAC
Prorocentrum cordatum is the source of this 598-nucleotide messenger RNA. The record is from the annotation of a GenBank genome assembly. NCBI's taxonomy places the organism in Eukaryota, Dinophyceae, Prorocentrales, Prorocentraceae.